Ctenocephalides felis (cat flea) is the source of this 1870-nucleotide messenger RNA. RefSeq names its product transmembrane protease serine 9-like. NCBI's taxonomy places the organism in Eukaryota, Metazoa, Arthropoda, Insecta, Siphonaptera, Pulicidae. The record is from RefSeq and is a predicted model, not a curated record. Gene Ontology annotation, molecular function: serine-type endopeptidase activity. Gene Ontology annotation, biological process: proteolysis. The transcript has 13 exons. Bases 1 to 1812 code for a protein of 603 amino acids.
AUGUUGCUAUUAGUUCUCAUUGCAGUUAUUGGAAGCGCCCUGGGCGGCGUGGACGAGAGAAUUAUUGGAGGAGUUCCUGCUGCAGUCGGAGAAUUUCCUCACCAGAUUUCCCUUCGGUACAGACAGUACCACACAUGUGGAGGCUCUAUUUUGAAUCCUUCUUACAUAUUAACGGCUGCCCAUUGCGUUGAGGGCAGGGCAUAUCCUCCUGAUUUCACAGUCGUCACUGGUUCCAUUCAAUUAUUAGCUGGAGGGCAAUCACAUGCAGUACAAUCGAUCGUAUUCCAUGAAAAAUUUGCCCAAAGCCACUUGAACAAUGAUGUUGCAAUUAUCAAGCUUCAAAGACCAAUGACAUUCAACCAAUAUCAAAAACCAAUUCGUCUACCAAACUCCGAUACUCCUUCUGGUGUAUUGCUGACAGUUUCAGGAUGGGGUCUUACUGCUUAUCCAAGUAAUACAUCGCCAAACUAUCUCCAAAAAAUGCUGGUCAACUCUUGGAGUAAUGCCGAAUGCCAAAGAUGGCACGACUACGGACCAGGAGGUAGAGCAAUAGAUACCAUUUAUCCAGGAAUGUUGUGCGCAUUUAACAGAUUACAUAUUGGAAUUUGUAAGGGUGACUCGGGUGGUCCAUUGGUGGUAUACGACAAUGAAGGACCUGUGCAAGUUGGUGUUGUUUCUUGGGUUUGGAGGUAUUGUGCUCAAGGUGUACCUGAUGUAUAUGCCAGAGUACAUUACUACUUAGAUUGGAUUCAUGAACAUACUAAUAACGAAUUACUAAUGGCUACCCCAAAUACCACCACCACAUUAAGUUCUCUAGAUUACGAUUUUCACUUAAACACAUGCAAGCUCAGGCUCGUAAUAAGCAAUUUGAAACAUGUACAAGAUCGUGUCAAUGUUCACAAUUGGGUCAAGAAAUUGACAACAGCUAGGAACAACAAAGAAGAAAAAAUGCUUCGAAAUGAUUUCAUGGCAUUUUUGGUCAAAGCUGUCCAAGACCAAAACUUGAUUCCACCAUUCAAUGAACCACCUCCACCUGGUCCAUUGACCGCAAUGAUAAACCUAAUGCCGGAUGAGUUGCCACCUGGAACAAUCGACACUACCUUUAUGCCUGAACAACCUCUAGCACAAGCAUCUCAAAGUUCGGCUCUAUUCAAUCUAUCUCCUGACAAUGGAGAUUUUCUGAUCUCCCAGCCAUUACCAAGAUGUGGGAGGGAUGCCAAUAUCGAUUUGUUCACCGUGGUUGCCGGUUCGGUGCUGCUCUCACAAGGAGGAGAUGUACAUGAAAUAGCAAAAAUUACUUAUCACAAAAAAUAUGUUGCUGCUUUCAAAGGCUAUGAUGUUGCCAUUCUUAAGUUGAAAACUCCCAUAACAUUUGAUGAAACAAAGCAACCUAUAGCUCUUCCAAAAGAAGACACCAUGGGCGGAGAGACUGUUGAAGUUUCUGGUUGGGGCCAAACUACUCCAUUUGGUCAAAUACCAGAUCAUUUACAAAAAAUGAUGGGUAUCUCAUACGAAAGUCGCAUUUGCCAAAAAUUUCUCAAUCAAGGACCAAUCAAAAAUAAAACUUCUAGACAAAAUGAUAUAACUGAAACAAUGCUGUGUGCUUUCCGGAAACUGGGCAUCGGUGUAUGCAUGGGUGAUUCCGGUGGUCCUCUGAUCGUUCGAGAACCUGAUGGACCAGUUGUUGUCGGAGUGGUGUCUUUUGGUAUUCCAUGUGGCACAGGAGUACCAGAUGUCUAUGCAAGAGUAUAUCACUUCUUGGAUUGGAUUCACAAAAACACGGAUAAUGUUUUAUUGAACAAUUCUGAAUAAAAUAUUUAUUAUAAAUAUAUCUCAUAAAAUAAUAUGCAUAAACAAAAUAAACUAAAUU